AUGGACAUACAUCCAACUCGGGGACCAAACGCGUGUAACUUAUGGUCCAUAGAGUUCUUGAGGAACUGUUCAAGUUCUUCGCAGAUCAGACGCAGUAAUCUUCUAAUGGGAAUGGAGGUGGCUAAUAUAUGCACACUUGAUUCAAAUGAUCUUACAAGUAAUGAUACAACCAUUAACAAUGAUUCAGCAAAACUUUCUAUAAAUGGAAACUCAAAUGGUGUGAAGGAGUUUGAAGAGAAGAAAUGUGUUAUUGAAGAAAUGGAACCUAAAAAUGAACAUUGUGAAGAUCAAAGACAAGAGGAAGAAGAUCAUGACACAUUGGAGAAGACAAUAUCUGAUACUACUACUCAACAUCAACAAACAGAAGGUGAAGUCAAGAAGUUGACCACAACAGUCAAACCUUUGACCAAAUCUUCUAAAACAAAACACACAGUCCCACAGCCAUUUGCUCUUGCUACUGAAAAACGCGCGCAAUGUGGAACUCGCCCUGUUGGCAAUCCUGUAGCCAAGUCAUCAUCUCAUUCAAAGAAAACAAAUGAGAUAAUUCCACCUUCAGUAGCAAGGAAGCCGUUGCAACCAGAUAACAAGAAGCAUCCGGAUGAUGAUGAUUCUUGUUCUGUAGCAUCUUCUACUGCUGCAUCAGCAAGGACAAUAAUGUCCAAAUCCACUUCUGCAUCCGCUCCGGUUUUCAGGUGUAGCACACGCGCAGAGAGACGAAAAGAGUUCUAUUCCAAAUUAGAGGAGAAACAACAAGCACUUGAAGCUGAGAAAGUUCAAUGUGAGGCAAGAACCAAGGAAGAAAAAGAAGCAGCAUUGAAGCAACUGAGAAAGAGCUUGUUAUUCAAGGCAAACCCAAUGCCAAGCUUCUACCAUGAGGGCCCACCACCCAAGACUGAGCUAAAGAAGCCACCACCAACACGUGCAAAGUCACCAAAACUUGGAAGAAGAAAAAGCUGCAGUGACACCACCGGUUUAGACAAGAGAAGUGGAGCAAAUGCUAGAGUUCGAAAUAGCCUUGGAAUCUACAGAGUGACAACAAACCAAAAGGACAAAAUUACCCUUCAAACCACCACUGAAGAAAUGGAAGACCCAAAUGGGUCAAUUUUGUCCAACAUUAUUACUCAAGACUUUGAUGCUAAGAUUGAUAUGCAAUCUUAGAGGGAGGUUUUUAUGGUGAGUUUUUUUCUAAUUCAAUACAAUUUCGAUUGUAUUUUUAAAUUUUAUUUUUUAACUUUAUCAUGUGGUCGUUAUCAUCUUGAUUGAGAAUAUGUUGAAGUUAUAUUUUGUUGACAUGUUUGGUAUUUAUAAAUUAUAAUGUAUGAGGUGUAAAUUAUACUCCAAGUUGUGUACUUAUCUGUGGAAGAAAACAAAAUGUUGUAUUGUUAAAAA
Molecule: messenger RNA, 1389 nt
Organism: Lactuca saligna
Lineage: Eukaryota; Viridiplantae; Streptophyta; Magnoliopsida; Asterales; Asteraceae
Source: the annotation of a GenBank genome assembly